CGACACGUCUACAACUCUCAUAACCCCACGCCGGAACACUUCGUCGUUCAACAAACUUACAUCGCAUCCCCUCUUCUUGCUUCAACUCAUCAUCUUCUGAAUAUCUGCCUUCGCCCGAUUGUCGUCUCCUCGGCCACUCGCUCUGGGCACCACACGUCAUGGCGCCGCCCAUCACACAGCCGCCCGAUGGCGAGGUCCUGGACCCCACGACCGAAGAGUUCUACGCAUCGUGGGGCUUGUGUAUCCUCUGUGUGCUCCUCAUUGGCGCGCUCUGCACAUCCUACUACCUCCAGCUUAAGCGAAUUCGUGCCAUCCAUGAAACAGUCAUUUCCAUCUUCGCCGGCAUGGUCGUCGGUCUCAUCAUUCGCAUGGCGCCCGGGCAUCUAAUCCGCGACAUGUUGACGUUCAAGCACACGCUGUUCUUCAACUUGCUCCUGCCCCCUAUUAUUCUCAAUUCGGGUUACGAGCUCAAGCAAGAGAACUUUUUUCGCAACUUUGGGGUCAUCCUUACGUUCGCGUUUCUGGGAACGUUCAUCUCGGCCGUGGGCAUUGGAGUGAUCGUGUACAUCUGGUCCUUCCUCGGCAUCGAGCACCUCAAGUUCAGCCUCCUCGAGUGUUUGAUCUUCGGAUCCACGCUCUCUGCGACCGACCCCGUCACCAUCCUGGCUAUCUUCAACACCGCCAAAGUCGACCCCAAGCUCUACUCGAUCAUCUUCGGCGAGAGCAUCCUCAACGAUGCCGUCUCGAUCGUCAUGUACGAGACCCUCUCGCACUUCCACAGCAAGGACAUCUACAUUUCCUCCCUCUUCCACGGAACUGGAAUCUUCCUGUUCUCGUUCCUGGGUUCCGUGUUCUUGGGGGUGGCUUUCGGCCUCGCGUGCUCCCUUGGCCUCAAGCACUCCCACCUUGCCAAGUACCCUCAGAUCGAAAGCUGCCUCGUUGCGCUCGUCGCCUACACUUCCUAUUUUUUCUCCAACGGUCUCCGCAUGAGCGGCAUUGUCUCGCUCCUCUUCUGCGGAAUCACACUCAAGCAUUACGCCUACCACACCAUGUCCAAGCGCACUCAGAGGACCACCAAGUACAUGUUCGCGGUGCUUGCCCAGCUGUCGGAGAACUUCAUCUUCAUUUACCUGGGGCUCAAUCUCUUUACCCAGGAAAUCCAGGUGUUCAAGCCCCUUUUUAUCUUGGUAUCCGCUAUCGCGGUAAUGGCCUCGCGUUACGCUGCCGUGUUCCCGCUCUCCGAGCUCAUCAACUGGGUCUUCCAUACGCGCGGCCAGCGUCACGAGGAACUCCCUCACUCGUAUCAGAUGAUGCUCUUCUGGGCAGGUCUCCGAGGCGCAGUCGGCGUCGCUCUGGCCAACGGUCUCAAGGGCGAGAACGCUGACGCACUCCGCACGACUGUCCUGGUGGUCGUCGUGCUUACCGUCAUCGUCUUUGGGGGUACAACUGCACGCAUGCUCGAAGUCUUGGGCAUCCGCGUUGGUGUUGAAGAUGAGGACGCCAGCUCGGACGAGGAGGAGGGCUGGGUAUCGCACUCCGGACAGUUGGCCCUCCAAAUGGGUCCAGGCAGCCGACGCUACGCGGGGGCCAAUGGGCAGGGGCUGUACGGGGACGAUGACAGUGUUGGAUUCGCCACCCCGCUGGACUCGCCCUAUCUCUCGACGACCCGCCGAAGCGCAGCGCGGCUAUCGUUGCCGCGCGAUGGAUCGCGCGCGGGCUUUUCGGUCUCCUCAGACGACAGCGAGGAGGAGCCACUUCCUUCUGGCUAUGGUGACCGCGGCGACGCCGAGGCUGAUGCCGCUGGUCCCGCCCGCCAGGGCAUGGUGUUCCGCGAUGGACAGUGGUUCACCAAUCUGGACGAGCGGUACCUCCUGCCGCUGUUCUCUAACUCUGUGACAGCUCGCCGGCAUCAUGCCAAGAAGGCGCGUCGGCAGGCAAGUCUGCGUGGGGGCAGCGAUUCCGCCUCUGGAACACCAAGAGGCGGGAACUCACUCGAACUAGCACGAGUUGAGGAUGACUACCCCGGUGCCGACGGCGAGAGUGAGAACGGCAAGGUCAAGGCCCCUGCAGCAGGGCGUAACUUUAGGUGAGUUGAUCAGUUGUGGCUGAGUGCAUCACUGUCGAUUACUGCGUUCGACGCAGGCGUCUUCAUUCUGCGGGCACAGUUCAGGAUCAUCGGUGGCGGCGGUGAGGCGUGACAAGACCAGUGCG
This is a messenger RNA of Cutaneotrichosporon oleaginosum, 2211 nucleotides long. RefSeq lists its product as uncharacterized. Gene Ontology annotation, cellular component: fungal-type vacuole membrane; late endosome; early endosome. Gene Ontology annotation, molecular function: sodium:proton antiporter activity; potassium:proton antiporter activity. Lineage: Eukaryota; Fungi; Basidiomycota; Tremellomycetes; Trichosporonales; Trichosporonaceae. The record is from RefSeq and is a predicted model, not a curated record. Gene Ontology annotation, biological process: proton transmembrane transport; vacuolar acidification; potassium ion transmembrane transport.